Messenger RNA from Hypomesus transpacificus, 866 nucleotides. Its product is annotated as F-BAR and double SH3 domains protein 2-like. Gene Ontology annotation, biological process: neuromuscular synaptic transmission; regulation of actin filament polymerization. Gene Ontology annotation, molecular function: protein binding. Gene Ontology annotation, cellular component: recycling endosome; neuromuscular junction. The transcript is spliced from 5 exons. Bases 1 to 573 code for a protein of 190 amino acids. Lineage: Eukaryota; Metazoa; Chordata; Actinopteri; Osmeriformes; Osmeridae. The record is from RefSeq and is a predicted model, not a curated record.
AUGCCCUCGCACACGGACGAGGAGCUGUCGUUCCCGGAGGGCGCCAUCAUCCGCGUCCUGAGCAAGGAGACCCACGAGGACGAUGGCUUCUGGGAAGGCGAGCUGAACGGCGCCGUGGGCGUGUUUCCCGCCGUGCUGGUUGAGGACCUGACCUGCGUGAGCGAGAACGGAGAAGCUGGAGACGGUAGCUCACAGGCGUCCCCCUCCACCCUGUCCCAGAGCGACCAGUCUCCCCGCAGCCCCUUCCAGCCCGGCCCCUUCCACAGCAGCCCCUGCCAGUCCAGCCCCCUCCAGCCUCCCUCCCUGGCCUCCCCGCAGUCCAGCCCCUCCAGCGCCUCCGCCUCCCCCAUCCCUCGGCCCCCCGCCUACGUCAACGGCCACCACAGGCCUCCGCCCGCACCGCUUAAGAGCCCCCUGCAGAGCCCGGCACAGAGCUCCACCCAGCCCCCCAGGUACCCCGCAGACGGGGGGACGGGAACCAUCAGACCCGUGCGUGCGGCCCCCCCGCCCCCCAAGCAGCAGCCCCGCGGCCAGGUGAAGAGGAGGGAGGAGGUGGAGAUCACGCUGGUGUAGCCACAGCGCCGCCCUGGUGGCGGGUGCACCCAGACCCCAGACCUGGUGGAUCCAGGUUUCCUGGGCUUCCUCUGAGGGGGGAGGAGGGGGGGGGGAGGUUCUCCUCUCCAGAGCAAGGAAGCCUCGAGGACUUGACUCCUCCCCCUCCUCUCGGUUUGUCCAAGUAGGGCCCAGACAGUGCGUGUUGGGGGGAAGCGAUACAUUGUGCCUUUCUGUCUCCGUUUCUCUCUCUCUCUCUUUCUCUCUCUCUCUCUCUCUCUUUCUCUCUCUCUCUCUCUCUCUCUCUCUCUCUC